Messenger RNA from Pelodiscus sinensis (Chinese soft-shelled turtle), 666 nucleotides. It is a transcript of the gene MYL2, whose product is annotated as myosin light chain 2. Lineage: Eukaryota; Metazoa; Chordata; Testudines; Trionychidae. The record is from RefSeq and is a predicted model, not a curated record. Gene Ontology annotation, molecular function: calcium ion binding.
ACUGCACCAGGCCGUAUUUAUUGUUUCAGCACAGAGCGGCCUGGGGGAUUGUCUUUUGAAUUCCUCUUGCAGGAACAUCAGGGGCCGUGCAAAGCAUCUCCGGUGAUGUCACCCAAGAAAGCUAAGAAGAGAGCAGAGGGAGCUAAUUCCAAUGUCUUCUCUAUGUUCGAACAAGCACAGAUCCAGGAAUUCAAAGAGGCAUUCACCAUCAUGGAUCAGAACCGGGACGGCUUUAUUGACAAGGCAGAUUUGAGAGAUACGUUUGCAGCAGUGGGUCGUUUGAAUGUCAAGAAUGAAGAACUUGAUGAAAUGAUAAAGGAGGCUCCUGGACCAAUUAACUUUACUGUAUUCCUGAGCAUGUUUGGCGAGAAGCUCAAGGGUGCCGAUCCAGAGGAGACGAUCCUGAAUGCGUUCAAGGUGUUUGACCCCGAAGGCAAAGGCCUGAAAUCUGACUAUAUUAAAGAAAUGCUGAUGACGCAGGGAGAGCGGUUUUCCCAGGAAGAGAUCGACCAGAUGUUUGCAGCUUUCCCUCCAGACAUCACAGGGAUCUUAGACUACAAAAACCUCGUCCACAUCAUCACACACGGAGAAGAGAAGGAUUAAGAGCUGGCAUGAUGCUAAUUCCUCAGACACAGUGGUGGGGGUGGUACUUUGUGAUGCGUUCUC